ACAUACUAAUUCGAAAUCACAUUUUUAAAAAGUCUCUCUGAAAGUGAAGUGCUGUAACUGGUUAUUGAUCAAGUUUUAUUUUAUAUAAGUGGAAAAUUAUUUUAAUUACAAAAGAAUCGUUUACUUUGUGUUUAAAAUUAAAAUCAAUUAAAAAAUAUUAAAAUGUCUAAAGCUCCAGCUGUUGGUAUUGAUUUAGGUACAACCUACUCGUGUGUUGGUGUAUUCCAACAUGGAAAGGUUGAAAUUAUUGCCAAUGAUCAAGGUAAUCGGACAACACCAUCAUAUGUUGCCUUCACAGAGACUGAACGUCUCAUUGGGGAUGCCGCAAAAAAUCAGGUCGCCAUGAAUCCUACAAACACAAUUUUUGACGCAAAACGUUUAAUUGGUCGCAAAUUUGAUGAAAAAGCUGUUCAAUCUGAUAUGAAACAUUGGCCAUUUGAAGUUGUAAGUGUUGAAGGAAAACCCAAAAUCGAAGUUAUGUACAAAGAUGAAAAGAAGACUUUCUUCCCAGAAGAAAUCAGUUCCAUGGUUUUAACCAAAAUGAAGGAAACUGCAGAAGCCUAUUUAGGAAAAACAGUAACGAAUGCUGUUAUUACUGUACCAGCUUAUUUUAAUGACUCACAACGUCAAGCUACUAAAGAUGCUGGCACAAUUGCAGGCUUAAAUGUUUUACGUAUUAUUAAUGAACCAACUGCUGCUGCAAUUGCUUAUGGUUUAGAUAAAAAAACAUCUGGUGAACGCAACGUUUUAAUUUUCGAUUUGGGUGGGGGCACCUUUGAUGUAUCAAUUCUCUCCAUUGAUGACGGUAUUUUCGAAGUCAAAGCAACAGCCGGUGAUACACAUUUAGGCGGUGAAGAUUUCGACAACCGCCUUGUCAAUCACUUUGUUCAAGAAUUCAAACGCAAACAUAAAAAAGAUUUGACUUCGAAUAAACGAGCUCUUCGUCGUUUGAGAACAGCAUGCGAACGUGCAAAACGUACACUUUCAUCAUCAACACAAGCCAGUAUUGAAAUCGAUUCCUUAUUUGAAGGUACCGAUUUCUAUACUUCGAUUACACGUGCCCGUUUUGAGGAAUUAAACGCUGAUUUAUUCCGUUCAACCAUGGAACCAGUUGAAAAGGCAAUUCGUGAUGCUAAAUUGGAUAAAGCUGCUAUUCACGACAUCGUACUUGUUGGAGGAUCCACUCGUAUUCCAAAAGUACAACGUCUUCUUCAAGAUUUCUUCAAUGGAAAAGAAUUGAACAAAUCUAUCAACCCUGAUGAGGCUGUAGCUUAUGGUGCUGCUGUACAAGCUGCCAUUCUUCACGGAGAUAAAUCCCAAGAAGUUCAAGAUCUUUUACUUCUUGACGUUACACCCUUGUCGUUGGGUAUCGAAACAGCUGGUGGUGUAAUGAGUAUUUUAAUUAAACGUAAUACAACCAUUCCAACUAAGCAAACUCAGACAUUUACGACUUAUUCGGAUAAUCAACCUGGAGUUUUAAUUCAAGUUUAUGAAGGUGAACGUGCUAUGACCAAAGAUAAUAACUUAUUGGGUAAAUUUGAGUUAUCAGGCAUUCCCCCGGCACCACGUGGCGUACCACAAAUUGAAGUUACUUUUGAUAUAGAUGCUAAUGGCAUUUUAAAUGUAACAGCAUUAGAACGCUCAACUAACAAAGAAAACAAAAUCACUAUUACAAAUGACAAAGGUCGUUUGUCCAAAGAAGAAAUUGAACGAAUGGUUAAUGACGCCGAGAAAUACCGCAGCGAAGAUGAAAAACAACGUGAAACAAUUGCUGCCAAAAAUGCUUUAGAGUCAUAUUGCUUCAACAUGAAAGCUACGAUGGAUGAAGAUAACCUUAAAGAUAAAAUUUCCGAAAGUGACAAAUCAACUAUUUUAGAAAAAUGUAAUGAAACAAUCAAAUGGAUGGAUGCCAAUCAAUUAGCUGAAAAAGAAGAAUUUGAACAUCGUCAAAAAGAAUUGGAAGCUGUUUGUAAUCCAAUUAUUACCAAGUUGUACCAAGCUAGUGGUGGUGCCCCACCAGGUGGAAUGCCAGGUGGCUUCCCAGGUGCUGGUGGAGCUGCUCCAGGAGCUGGAGCUGGUGCAGGUGCCGGACCAACUAUUGAAGAAGUCGAUUAAAUAUGCGGUUGCAGAAAGAGCCAAUGCAGUAUUUUUGCAUAUAUGAGAAACAUUAAAUUUUUGCAUUUUAUUUUUUGUUAAUGGUUUGUAAUAGCAACUCCAAAAUGCUUAAAACUGGGCUGUUCACAAAAUAAAAAUAGCUAAAAUCAUA
Messenger RNA from Condylostylus longicornis, 2266 nucleotides. It is a transcript of the gene Hsc70-4, whose product is annotated as heat shock 70 kDa protein cognate 4. The coding region runs from base 163 to 2115 and encodes 650 amino acids. The record is from RefSeq and is a predicted model, not a curated record. The transcript is spliced from 2 exons. Lineage: Eukaryota; Metazoa; Arthropoda; Insecta; Diptera; Dolichopodidae. Gene Ontology annotation, biological process: cellular response to unfolded protein; protein refolding; vesicle-mediated transport. Gene Ontology annotation, molecular function: ATP hydrolysis activity; ATP binding; misfolded protein binding. Gene Ontology annotation, cellular component: nucleus; plasma membrane; cytosol.